UUGAGCGACAUACUCCAGUUAAUCUGACUACUGUUACAUGAUCUUUCUGUUAACGGUUCAUCUGCGAAAUGAAAACUCGGCUCAAUAUUUUAGGAUACAAGCGGUUGUUUUGCUGGUUCCUUAUCCUUCCAGUAUGUUAUUGUGCUGAAGUGUGCGAUCGACGACCACUGGGAACAAAAACGGAGCCCUUACCACCCGACAAUCGUUUCCAAAUCGAAAUACUUGAUAUUUAUAAUAAUCAGUAUAUCCCAAACAAAAACUAUACCGUACGUUUGUUUUCGAUCGAUGAUGUGUCCACAUUCAUUGCGUUUACAAUAUCUGCCCGCGGAGAUACGAAGCCGAACGAAAGAAACCACCGAAAGCCAAUUCUUCUAAGCCCUGGUCAAAUCAGACCCUACCCCGACUCGGAUGCUGUUUGGAGUCCCAAUUGUGACAACACAGUUAUUCAAAAGGAUGUAACUGCAAAAACUGCUGUGCAGGUUGAAUGGAAAGCACCACCGAAAGAUCAGAAAUGCGUGACAAUAUACGCCGUGUUGGCCGUGAUGCCUGAUGUGUGGUACAACUUCGUGGGCCCGUUGUCCAAGCAGAUCUGCGAGGACCGUCGUAACAUGGAGGACAUGCAGCCUGUGGAAAACGCCAACUGCGAAGUCUGCGAGGAUGCGCAGUAUUUGCUCACCUUCGAAGGUAUCUGGUCGUGUCACACCCAUCCGCUGCUGUUUCCCAACCAAGAACUCGCAGCAUCGCCACACUUCAGCGAUGUCGUAGGAGCUUCCCACAGCAAAAACUAUAACGUGUUCAAAAUCAAUUCCGAUGCGAGCGACGCCCUGAAAAUGUUGGCUGCACAGGGAAAUACGACUAAAUUGGAAAUGCAAAUGAUAAAUCUGGUUGGCCUAUCAGUUCGUACGGUAAUAAAAGCUUCGGGACAACCGAGGCCAAAUAUGGAAACGCAUUCUAUAUUUCGCGUGAGCAGGGAGCAUCAUCUGGUGUCUCUUGUCACCGCCAUAAUUCCAUCACCUGACUGGUUUCUCGGAGUAUCUAAUAUGGAGCUAUGCGAAGUUAAUACCAACAGAUGGGCCCCAAAUUUAACACUAAAUCUUUACCCAUUAGACGCUGGUACGGAUAGUGGGUUAAAGUUUGAUUCUCCCAAUGAAGAUACAUUGCCUCCGAAGCCUAUAUCUUCAGCAGUAAUAAACAAAUCAGUGCCAAAGGAGCAGUUCAAGCCAUUCGCAAGGUUACAUUUCAAUCUCAUGCGAACGUACGCAACUGACAACUGCGAGACGUCAACGUCUACUGAUGAAUUUACUGAAAAUGAAGAUAGGGACAGGUGGGAUAGCAGGGAAAGGCAAGCUGUAAGUGGACAAUCGGAACAAAAUGAAAUAUCGCCGACAACAACACCGUCGCCUAAUGAGGAGAUUUCGCCUGAUCCGGACACGUCUGAUGACUGUCCCAUGACAGCGUGGGAAGAGUGGGAACCGUGCGCUGGGGAGUGUGUUGACAACGUUUACUUCGGUUAUAAAACUCGAUCGCGCUACUAUCUGGUUGAUGGCGUCGCUGUUGGUAUGGAUGUAAAUGGUCCAGAGAUGAAAGUUCCAGAAGAAUGCUUCAUCAAAUACUCGGAUCAUGAAACGGUGCCCUGUGAGGAAGAGUGCGAGGAGGAGGAAACAGUUAUUCGAUAUAGCAAUUAAUUAUUAUUAAUUAAUAAAAUAUUAUUAGAUUUUAAUUUCAUUUUUGAACCUUUUUGUGGUUCUUAAUAUUAUUUGAAAACAGAAGAAAUAUUACAAUUUUAUGUAUUAAGCAGUUAUUCGACUCUAUGAAUAUG
Messenger RNA from Pararge aegeria (speckled wood butterfly), 1819 nucleotides. RefSeq names its product spondin-2-like. Bases 69 to 1685 code for a protein of 538 amino acids. The record is from RefSeq and is a predicted model, not a curated record. The transcript is spliced from 10 exons. Lineage: Eukaryota; Metazoa; Arthropoda; Insecta; Lepidoptera; Nymphalidae.